AGGAGGCGGUGCCGCUCCGCUCCCAUGGCAACAGCAGAGGCCGCGCUGCGGCUGACGGGUGGCAGCCGGCGCCAUGGCCUCCCUGGCCGAGCCCCCCGGCUCACGGGCGCACUCCCGCUCCCCGGCCCGCUCUCCCGGGCUGUCGCCGGCCCUCGGCCCCUCACGCUCCGGCGGGGAGCGGCUCAGGGCCGCCUAUGACGGCGUACAGGAGACACAGGUGCGGCCAGUGGAUCUGAACCAUGCCAUCAAGCUGCUGGGAGAUGCAAGCUCCUGCAAUUUGGAAGAUGAGCAGCUGAAAGUUCUCAAGAAGAUAGUCAAAUCUUUUGAAAAUGGGCUUCCCCUUAAGGAUUUUGCACAAAUAAUGGACAUUCUUAACCUGUGUGCAGAAAAAGUGAACGAAAAAGAAGCUUUCACUGAACCUGUAUGUGAACUUAUUAAAUUAUGUGGGUUACCAUUUCAAAAAAAGAAAUCAUCAGAUGAAGUAAACUAUUCUACAGCAGUUUCAAAAUCCAUUGCACAGCUUGGUUGUUUGAUGAGGGUGCCAAGCUCGCAAGUUAGAAUACAGAUCUGUAAGUGUAUAAUUAGCUUUUAUAAGAUGGAGCUACCUAGAAAACUACUUCCAGGUUACCAGCCAACAAGUGCAAACUAUAAGAUUCAGAUGGCUGAAUUAGGAGGACUAGCAGAAACUCUUGUUUUAUCUCUAGCAUUAGUUGAAAAUCAGCUUACUGAGAAGUUGUGGGUUCUAAAAGCUCUCCAGCAUCUCUCCAGCUCUGGAGUAAACUGCAGACAUAUGAUGAGGGCUCAAGCAGCCAGCAGACUCUGUUUAUAUCUAAAUGGUGCUGAUCCCUCAGGACAGCUGGUGUUCCGCUCAUCAGAAAUCCUAUGGAACCUGUUAGAAAAUACCACAAAAGAAGAAGUUGUUAAUCAACUCAGUAGCUUGGAAUGUGUACAUGCAUUGAAGGAAGUAUUUGUGGACCGGCUCAUAAAUGGUUUCCGCCACUAUGAUCGUCAGCUAAGGAAUGACCUCCUGGUGAUUGCCACAUUACUAGCUGAAAACGCUGCAGCACCUAUGAUUGAGAGUGGAUUUACAAUGCUGUUAAUAGUACUUGCAACAUUUACUGAAGUUAAAAUUCCCAAUCCCUUGUUAAAAGGUCUUAAGCUUACUUUCUCUUAUGAAGACUUCGAGAUGAAGAAGUUACUGUUUAACAUUAUAGGAAUCUUUUCUAAAGACCCUCAUGCUGUACAGCUUCUCAGUGAAAAUGAUGUGAUGCCAGCUUUGCUUUAUUAUGUAAAACCACAUAAAAAGCCUGGAUUUCAUGACUGGUCUGCUGCCCAAUAUGAGGAAUUACAGCUUCAUGCCAUUGCUGUUUUAGCUUCCGUGGCUCCCUUGUUAGUUGAUAAAUAUUUGUCUUGCCAAGCGAAUACUCUCCUCCUUGUGUUUCUAGAAUGGUGUAUAGGCCAAGAUCCUUUCUUUGGCCAAGGUAACAGUUUCCAUGGAGCAGGUGGUCGUGGCAACAAACUUGCACAAAUGCGCUACAGUCUGAGGGUGCUGAAAUCUGUUGUAUCCCUUUAUGAUGAUGCUGUGAACCUCAAUCUGUGUGACCAGGGAGCAAUUAGCCAGCUACUGGAUAUCCUGAAGUAUGCAGCAAACAAAUGCAAAGAAAAAGAUGAUGCCAUUCUGCUGGAAAUCCAGGCUAAUAUAUUAUUUAUUUUGUCUGUUCUCUGUGAAAAUGAUGUCCACAGAAAGGAACUCUUCAGCUAUGAAGGAGUGGAUAUGCUUAUCUCAUUCAUUCAGAUGGAUCCAAAGAAGUUAUAUAGUGGAUUGGGCCACAAUCGUCUCCUUUUCAGUGCACUUGACUGCUUGUGGUCCUGUGUCAUUGGAUGCUACAUUGCAGAGGAUUAUUUUCUAGAACAACAGGGCAUUUUUCUCCUUCUAGAUUUGCUGGCAUUAAAGCAAAAAAACCUGUGCAAUAUAAUUCUUGGGAUCCUCAGUGAGUUUUGUGACAACCCCAAAACCGCUAUUCACAUCAGUACCUGGCGAGGGGAGAAAGAUCAAACAGCAGCUAAACUGCUAAUACAGCUAUGGAGACAGGAGGAGUUGGACCUGGGAGUCCAACGUGAUCGAUAUGGAAGGAUUGCUGACGUGAAGAAACCUAUAGCUGGCAGCUUCCAGAAACAGCAAGAGGUCAUCCCCUUGCCUUCCAGCUGUCCCAGCUUUGCCAUCGUGGAAAUUUCAGAAAACAUACGGGCAAAACUUUAUUCAUUAUUGUGCAAGCUAGGUUUUGAAAAUUUGCCUGGUUUAUCUGCUAAGGAUUUUGUCACGCUUGCUAUCAUAAGGCGGUAUAUUGACUUUAAGGUUGGAGAAGUAUGGAGUGAACUGUGUGCAGAACUAAAAGAAGAAUUCAGACCUAUUGCUUCAGAUGAAGAAAUCCUGAAAGUUAUUUCAGAGGUGUCAGAAAAUAUUGGAAAAAUUGUCACUGCUUACCAGACUGAAGUGCUUGAAAAUCAACGUCACCAAGAAAUCCAAGAGGAGAAAAAAACAUACGCAAAGAUUCAAGCUGUCCAUAAGCAGAAAGAAAUGGUAAAUAAAUCUUGGGAAAAUUUCUUAACUCGGACAUCAAAAUAUGAGGCACUGAAGAAAGCAAAAAGGCUUCAGGAAAAAUCAAUAGAGGCUUCCAAAUCUAAAUCAAAGACUCAAAAUGGAGCAGUCCAUUCUACUGAUAUUAAAGGCCUUGGCACAACAAUUGGAUCUGGUCGCUUAGUAACUGUUGAAAGUACACCUUCUCAAUUAGUUGGAGGACCAAUGGCUGCUACAGACCUCACUCUUGAAAAUAUACCUUUUUAAAGGUAUAAAAGGUUGGACUCAGUCAAGAAAGAUUAGGUGCUUGUAGGAUAAAUAGCAUUCUGUGCAUUGCUUUUAAUAUUUGAGUUAACUGAGUGUGUAUUUUAGGUACAGAUAAAAUAUUUAAUAUAGUUCUGAUAAAUGGCAUAGAACAUCUUGAGAGUAAAAUUUUAUUUUCAUAUCUGUAACUAAUGUAAACAUGGGGAUGACAUACUAUUAAAAUAGCCUAUAUAGUAUAGAACAAAGGCAUGCUGAGUUUAAUAAUUUUGUCCACUAGUGUCAGGUUGCCCUGAUCCACUCUCAGCAGGUCUAUUGUUUGGAAUUCCAUCUUCUGUUGAUGCACACAACACACUGCAGUUUAAGUGUCUCUUUCUUUGAGCAGGGUGAUGAACCUUCACUUAAAUAUACUCAGUGUUUCAUUUUUCUGGAUGACGUACUCACAUUGGAUAAAGUACUCACAUGGUGUUUGUUCAA
Molecule: messenger RNA, 3316 nt
Organism: Numida meleagris (helmeted guineafowl)
Lineage: Eukaryota; Metazoa; Chordata; Aves; Galliformes; Numididae
Gene: CFAP69
Product: cilia and flagella associated protein 69
Exons: 23
Coding region: 74-2845 (923 amino acids)
Biological process (GO): olfactory behavior; response to odorant; positive regulation of flagellated sperm motility
Cellular component (GO): sperm midpiece; non-motile cilium
Source: RefSeq, a predicted model, not a curated record